AACUGCCUACGACUGUACCAGUUUUCGCCACCAAACCGAACCAAAAUGGAUCAUCAGCGAUUUGUCCUCAUUGUGAUUGUCUCCCUAGUUGGCUUUGGAAGUGGUUUCGGGGCCCAGAUUUUCACCACCGAGGAUCGAGACUCUAUACUGAAGUUCAUGAAUGUCUUCAUGAACUUUUUGGACAUGGAAACGGAUAACAGUACGGCGGCCAAUAGCACCACCCUGUCGCCCAACGCCACUACCUUGGAGACAACUACUCUACCAUCUGGAAACAGUACAGCUGCAACUACGGAGUCCACACUGACGACCAGUAACUCUACCCUAACGACCAGCAACUCCACUGAGACGACCCCCAGCUCCACUGUCAGUGAUGAUCCAAGUUCCAGCAGUACGGUUUCGGGAAAUGGCACGACCUCCACCACAGAAGCCACCACAACCACAGUGCGACGUCGAAUUUGCUUUAAGCGAUAUUGCUAUAAGUUUAGUAACGACAAAGGAUAUAUUGUUUAGACUUUAGACUCUAGACUCUAGACUAAAUAAAAUACAAUUUAUUU
Messenger RNA from Drosophila ananassae, 554 nucleotides. RefSeq names its product cell wall protein DAN4. The transcript has a single exon. The record is from RefSeq and is a predicted model, not a curated record. NCBI's taxonomy places the organism in Eukaryota, Metazoa, Arthropoda, Insecta, Diptera, Drosophilidae. The coding region runs from base 46 to 510 and encodes 154 amino acids.